AUGCACCUGGCCUCCCCCCCCUUGAGCCGCCAGCCAGGGGAGUGGUGGCCACAGCAGCCAGUGACAGCCAGUCCACAUGGCUGGGGACAGCGGGAUGGCCGGGAAGCCCAGACCCUCAGCCUCGCUGGUGCCCAGACCCUCCAGCUCCUCCUGGAGCCACCCUGGAGGCCGGCGGUGUUGUGGGACCUCGUGACACUGACCUGCCAGGGCUCAGGGACUGCCGGUGCCACCACCUGGUACAAGGAUGGGCGGCGCUGGGGGCAGAAUGGGUGUGACCACCUCAUGGUCACAGUGAGUGGCACCUAUGAGUGUGACAGACCUGGAACCGGGUGCAGCCCCCCCGUGAACAUCUCAGACAACUGGCUGGUGCUGCAGGCACCAGUGCGGGCGCUGCUGGAGGGGGACACAGUGACACUGCGCUUCCGGGUCUGGCAGGACAUGAUGGUCACCUGAGUGUCCUUCUACCAUGAGGGGAUGGAACUGGGGCAGCUCUGCAAUGGGACCAAGCUGUCGCUGUCCCCUCUGCAGCUGAACUACAGCAGCCGCUACCACUGCAAGGGCUGGGUGAAAUCAUUGGGGUGGAAGGAGUCAGCGCUGGUGACAGUGACAGUGAAGGAGCUCUUCCCGGUGCCUGUGCUGGAGGGUCCCCCUGAGCCCACCGAGGGGUCCCUUCUGACUCUUAGCUGCCUCAGCACCCCAAGCCCCUUGCGGUCCCAAGCCCCCCUCGUGCACGUGUUCUACCAGGACGGACAGGUGGUGGGGGGCCCGCAGGGGUCCCCACACCUGCUGGUGCCCGCCGUUGGGGUCUCCCACUCAGGGAAUUACAGCUGCGAGGUGCGCUCCGAGGGGGGGGCCAUGCGGAAGAGCAGCGCCCGGCUCCGCGUCACGGUGCGCAUGCCCGUGGCCAAUGCCACCAUCACCCCCGCUCCCCUGGCACACCAGGUGCAUGCAGGUGACACUGUGACCCUGCACUGCUCGGUGCAGGUGGGCUCAGCCCCUGUCACCUUCACCUGGCUGCACAACGGGCAGGAGGUGGCCCGGGGUCCCCUCCUGGAGCUUGGGGCUGUCGAUGUGGGACUGGCUGCAGGGGUUGGUGGGGCCCUUUUGUUCCUGCUCCUGCUCCUGGCUGUCAUUGCGGCCUGGCACUGGUGGCACAGUGUGGGAAGCACCAGGAAUGUGUCCCCCCGUGCCACCACACUCCAGGAUCCCCACGUCACCUACGCGGAGCUGCGGGGACCCCACAGGCGACCUCAGGAACCCGGUGACAUCUACAGGAAUGUGCUGUGA
Molecule: messenger RNA, 1287 nt
Organism: Vidua macroura (Pin-tailed whydah)
Lineage: Eukaryota; Metazoa; Chordata; Aves; Passeriformes; Viduidae
Product: Fc receptor-like protein 3
Biological process (GO): cell surface receptor signaling pathway
Molecular function (GO): transmembrane signaling receptor activity
Source: RefSeq, a predicted model, not a curated record